Molecule: messenger RNA, 1926 nt
Organism: Pseudonaja textilis
Lineage: Eukaryota; Metazoa; Chordata; Lepidosauria; Squamata; Elapidae
Gene: COX16
Product: cytochrome c oxidase assembly factor COX16
Biological process (GO): mitochondrial respiratory chain complex IV assembly
Cellular component (GO): mitochondrial inner membrane
Source: RefSeq, a predicted model, not a curated record
GAAAUUUCUGCUGGAUCGCGGCACCGGUAAAGAGAUGAUCUCGCUCCGAGGCUAAAAAGGUAGCCAUGGCCUGGAUGCGAAGGUUGCGGAAGAACAAAUCGCUGCAGUAUGGAGUCCCGAUGAUGAUAUUAAUAGUUGGUGGGUCAUUUGGACUCCGUGAAUUUGCACAGGUUCGAUAUGAUAUUCAAAAGAUUCGUGGCAAGAUGGAUCCAGAAUUGGAAAAAAAGCUCAAAAAGAGUAAGGUGACACUGGAAGAAGAAUAUGAGAAAAUAAAAAACGCCCCUUUUGAUGACUGGAAGAACAUCAGAGGACCCCGACCAUGGGAAGAGACUGGGUCUGAUCAAGAGAAGCAGCAGUAGCAGUAAAUUUUGCCUAAAAGCCAACCUUACUAAUUCACUGGUUGCUCCCUUGAACUGUUUUCUUCCUCCUGUAAGAUGAAUAAAAUGGGUGAAUUAACAGAAUGAACUAUUAAGAAUAUGGCUGUGUUUGGCAUGACUGAGCAGAAGCCUUAUAAAUAAAUGUUUUGAACUUUGCCGUUGCAAUUGAUAAUGCCACACUUGGCAUUAGACAAAUACAUUUGCCUAAGAACAUGAGUUUUUAUGUUCUUGAUGACUUGAAAGGCAAAAUAUUGUCAUAAAGGUAGGUUGUGGCCCAGUAAUUUAGUUUCAGACACUUAACUUUUUAUUAGAUUUGGGUUAUUAGGACAAAAAUGUGUUCCAAAAAUCCAUUUAUAUUUGAAAUUCAUCCUCACUUUUGUAUGCAACUUUACUCAAUAUAUGUAAUCAAAAUGUGGUUUCUUGGGGAAUUCACAUUAACAUAACUUUUCCUAACAUACUUUGUUCAUGAGAGUCUCUAAGGAUAAAUUAACUGAUGCUCAUUUUUUCUCGUUCUGCUGUUCAUCUAACCUAAAGAUAAGAAGCAUUUCAUGAACAAAUCCAAUUCUAACAGUUGUCCAAAGCAUGUCCUAAGAAUUCACCUCAACUUGAGGCACAUAAGCAAAAUAAUUGCUAAUCAUUACGACUUCCAGUUUUUCAAGCCAGUUUUGUGUAAUGGUUAAGGCAUGGGGCUAGAAACCAGGAGACCAUGAGUUUUAGUCCCAAUCUUAGGAAUACAGCAAACUGGAUGGUAAAGUAAGCAAAGUAUGAGAAAGGAUCAAAGAUGAAGCUGUAGCUACAUGCCUACAUCACCAGUCUUGAAUGUCUUGUGUUCAUCUCAUGAGUCUCUUAUAGGCAAAUUAUAUCUUGUUUUAAUGUUUUUCAAAUAAUGAAUUUUCCCCCUCUUUUGAGGAGUGUUUGCUCCAUUUAUAUUCCAUGUUAAGAUUUGUAAUCCAUAAUCAAGCCAAAAAUUUAGAAAAAUUAUACUUGUAGCACUUAAUUCAGUAUCAUCCCUUUCAGUUUCCUAUUUACCUGUUGGAGAUUUUGUAUAGGCAGACAGACUACUAUGAAUAUAUUAAUGAUACCAAAUCCCAAACUGCAGUACGAUUUUCUCCAGUGGCAUCCGGUGGCAUCAUAUAGAUAUUCACAUAGGUGCCUCCUUAAAUGAUGCCUCCGUCACAAACGGGCAGACACAGAUGUUAAAUAAGAGAAAGGGGAGAAGAUCAAGCCCUGAUUUUCCAGAGACCUUUGCAGUUGAUUGCCCAUCUCUUCUCAUGUUGUGUGAACCUCUCUGGGAUUGUUUUGCUUAGUCAUGAUUUAUUCAACAAACCAAAGCUGAGUCCUGUACUGUUGUAGGGCAUUGACGCAGGGCUACAGCCGGGGUGGGCUGCUGGGGUUCGCAGGGGUUCAGAAAAGCCCCUAGCUAAGAUUCUAUGCAGUUCAGAGAACUCCCAAAUCCCACUCUUGACUAGCCCCGCUCACCCUGCUCCCUCCAGGAGUCCUCAUACGACCCAUUUUGGAUGCAGGUAAGCGCAGGAUGCACGUAGAGGCU